CCUGACAACGAACAUCCCGCUUCAUCGUUUCCAACGUCUACUAUACGGUAGUUCUGUAUGCUAUUCUUCAAUAGUCGCUCCAUCCCGCUUCCCUCCGCCCUGCGCCAAGCCCCUGAUUUUCUAGGACACGCGCAUUCUAGAGGCGUCUCAGAAGUGGAGAUUAAUUCACCUGUUACCAGCCACUCCUCGGCCUCCAAGCCGCCGUUAAUCUCGUCCGCCGGCCUCAGCGGUACUAUUUCCCUGCCUCGGUGUCUCGCGAUGGCUCGCCAAUGAAGGCAUUUCACGUGGCUCCAUCCGAUUCGAUGAUAGACUGCAGUCGCCUCAGCUUGCACCGAUCUCAUGGCCGAGUCGCUGAUCUCUCCCAUUCGCCCAGCAGCCACAUCUUGGCCACGUGGCUCUGCUGGAUUUGCGGCAACCCACGGCUCAUCAACCUCAGCCUCUAUCCGUUUGCUUUCGCUU
Molecule: messenger RNA, 459 nt
Organism: Closterium sp. NIES-67
Lineage: Eukaryota; Viridiplantae; Streptophyta; Zygnematophyceae; Desmidiales; Closteriaceae
Source: the annotation of a GenBank genome assembly